Molecule: messenger RNA, 2520 nt
Organism: Brachypodium distachyon (stiff brome)
Lineage: Eukaryota; Viridiplantae; Streptophyta; Magnoliopsida; Poales; Poaceae
Exons: 10
Coding region: 194-2308 (704 amino acids)
Source: RefSeq, a predicted model, not a curated record
GAGACGUCGGCGGCGGGAGCGGGAGGUGGCGACGCGUGGAAGGGGAGCGAGGCCGCGGUGGCGCGCUGCAUGUGCAGCAUGCACGGCGACCCAUACGCGCACGGGACAGGCCCACUCUCCCACGGGCCACGGCCACACCUAGCUACAUUGCGCUGCCGCCGCCCGCGCACGCAGAUCAAUCGAUUUAGCCACCAUGGAUACGGAUGCGAUUCGCGGCGGGGAGACCAUGGCGGCGGCGGCGGAGGGUCAUCGGGACAGCGGCGCGGGAGGGAAGCCGGCGGGAGGGGGCGGCCGGAAGCACCUCUCCUCCGUCGCCAACAACGUGCUCCAGCAAUGCUCCCAGACUUUGGACAGAAGCGUGGAUGAUCUAGUCGCGGACUUCGAACUGGACCUGAAGACCGUUGCGGUGGAUAACUAUUCAAGAAGACUAGUUGAGUAUUGCAGCCUUCAGGCUCUGCAAUCUUUAACAUCCCCUGAUCUAGGAGAUGCGAUUCAUGAGGGAUCGCUUAGUCGGUUCACAUUUGAUAUGAUGCUAGCUUGGGAGACCCCCACUCCUUCGGAUCAACAAGUUACCAUGGAGAGCAUAGCGAAAGAAAGAGAAGAUAGGAAGGAGCCACUUGGAGCAAACGAAGCUGUGAUGGGUGACGAGACAUCACUGUUCUAUUCAGAUAUAAUGCCCCUUCUUGUGAACGAAGAACCGACUGUUGGAGAAGAUGCAUAUGUUUGGUUUGGAUCUGUUUUCCCUUUGGCUUGUGAUGUUGUCAACGCCCGGUUCACUUUUGAAGCCCUCACAGCUACCACAGCUAACAGGCUCCACUAUCCUGCUUAUGACAAAUUCCUGAGAGAAAUGGAUAAGUCCUUCAAGUUCUUGCAAAACUUGCCAGCUCCAACUGGAGUUGAACUUGCUGAAGAUGAACUCAUUUUGCACAUCGAGGGUACAGCAGGAACUCAAAGGGUGGUGCGGCACAUUGGAACCUCCAGUUGGCCAGGCAGGCUGACCCUGACAAACAAGGCGCUGUAUUUUGAGGCUUCUGGCAAAAUUUCAUAUGGGCCAGCUUUCAAGGUCGAGCUUUCGAACACUGAAAUGGAUCAACAAGUUACACCUGCUUCGACAGGUCCUUUUGGCGCACCUUUGUUUGACAAAGCCAUUGCAUUCGAGUCACUACCAGAACCUCUGGUUUUGGAGUUUCCAGAGAUGACCAGCUCAACAAGAAGGGAUUUGUGGCUUACCAUGAUAAGAGAAGUAAUCUUUCUCCACCGUUUCAUAUCGGUGUACAAUAUAGAAUCCCCCAUUCACAAAUGGGAGGUACAUUCAAGAAUCACAUUGGGAGUAAUAAGGCUCCAUGCUGCAAGAGAGAUGCUAAGGAUGUCACCUCCAUCACCUUCUAGCUUCUUAAUAUUCUCACUAUAUGACGACCUUCCAAAAGGUGAUUUUGUGCUCGAACAACUAGCGAACAAUCUGAAAGAGACGUCGACCAUAACUUCGUUCAGUGCAUCCUAUGUGUUCAAGGGUCUAGGCAAGUCCCAACCAAUCGCGUUGAGUGCGGAGAUGGCAAAAGAACACGACAGGGACUCAAGUAGCCAUGAGAAACCCUCGUCUUCCCUCGGGAACACUAUAGAUCAAGUAAGAGAUGAGGCCAGGGAAGUUACGGUUGCUAAUGCUGCUAUUGAAGGGAUGAAGGAAGAAGGUGUCACUGAUAGCCUUCUUGUAUUAGUGGGGUUGGUAAGCCCCAUCAGCAAACUGGGUCCAGUGAUCCAAGAGAUAACCUCGUGGGAUAGACCGCACGUCGCCGGCAGUGUCCUUGCUGUAACUUUGCUGAUCAUAUACAAAGAGUGGGUCGGUUACGCGUUGGCUGCAUGCCUGAUGCUGGCGGUGGGCGCGAUGGUCUGGGCCAGGCAGAGAAAGAUUGGCGUCAUAUGCUCGGAGGUGAUCAUCGAUACUUCGUCAGACAAGACAACGAUGGAAAGCAUAGUGGAAGCACAGCACAGCAUGAAAAAGGUGCACGAGUACAUCAAGACAGCAAACGUUGUGAUCCUCAGGCUAUGGUCCAUUGUUCUGGCCAGGUCACCUAAGCACACGGAGACGGUGAUAUGGAUGCUGACCGGGCUCGCGGUCGCGCUGGCCGUGAUCCCUCUGAAGUACGUCCUGAUGGGUCUGACGGCGGGCUGCUUCUUGGCGAACACGAGGAUCGUGAAGGCUGUGUCGAACCCGCGAGGCGGCCGGCGAUGGAGGGAGUGGUGGGAGUCCAUUCCCGCCGUCCCAGUUCAUACGGUCGACAGUCACAAGGGCGAGCAACGAACCUCUUGAUGAAACGAAGGCAGAGAUGGAACUCCUUGGCCUCUUGUGGCUAUAUAUAUACGUAUAUACACGCUCGUAGCUUCGUUUAUGGUUUUUACACUACCGUCGGUUUUCAACGGUGUAAACAGUUUGACUCUUGAACAGCUCGAAGCUGGAACAUAGAAAGGCGGUACACUUUGUCAGUGUAGGAAUAUAAAUAAAUGUGUAACCAAGUUUCCAAA